AAGGUGGAGUGGUGAUUUGAGGUGCAGGCAGCGAGAGAACAUUAGCCUCCUUCAAAGUCAGUCAGUUGAUUUCGAAUUCAAGUGCGCGACGCGACGCGUUUCUACAAUACUGUAACGUACCUACAGUACCUUACAAAGUUACAAACAAGAACGCGACAGUUUUAACGUGCGUGUCCAAUAAAUUCGCUAUUCGAAAAGAAUUCGUAAAGAUUAAAAAGUGUUCGUUAGUGAGUUAGUGUUGAUACAAAAGAUAGGAAUAAUUACAUACUAUUACCAUUACUUCUCAGUGUAUAAAUAACAUUGCUUUGGUGAAGGACUAUGGAUAUUACGCUAUAGCCAGAAAUAUCUUCAGGAAGUGAUGGAUGUUCAAACGGCGCUAGUGUUUGCGCUUCAACUGGUCGCCCUUUUUUCGAUAGCGGGCGCCUUGCUGCUGUAUCUCCUGUGUAAGAUACGUGGGAAUUCAAAACCCGACGAGAAUGGAACUUCUCCCGGAGGUGGAAAACCAGUCCUCAUCACCUGUUGCGAUAACGUUGUCGGUUUGCAAGUGGCCAUUCACUUAGCCAAUCGUGGUUUUCGGGUGUUUGCUGGAUUAAAAGAAGGAGCUACCGAGGGUUGUAAUAAUGACGAUUCCGUGCCAUCAAGGGUAAUAAGAUCGUGGCAAAAACACCGAGAAAGCACUGAAUGCCUAACGACCGGUGCUUUAAUAGCUCUACCCAUUGACGUUACCAGAGAGGACGUUUUACACGAAGCUGUGGACAUAAUUAGAGCUCACUUACCAGCUGGCAAAGAUGGUUUGUGGGCGGUAAUAAACACGGGCGGUCUGUUAUAUCGAGGUAAAUUAGAUCAGCAAAACAUCUCCCAUUGGGAUGCCAUGUUGAAGACCACGGUGCUGGGGAUUUUACGAGUAACCAGGGCCUUCCAAGGGCUUCUACGCAGUGCCGGUGGCAGGAUAAUCACGUUCGGGGCGAUCGAAGGUGGCGAGGCCGGAUUAGUUGCAUACACUGCAUCCAGAUACGCUGUCGAAGGCGCUAGUAACGCUUUAAGGGAGGAAUUGAGCCCCAUGGGUAUCAAAGUCGUUUGUCUGAACAAUCACGGACUUCCGGAUGAUUUGAUGUUUGCCAUGCCAAAAUUGAAAAGUAAACAAGAAUCCGGUGAUGUGUCAGUUGACAUGAGCGGAUGCCUCGACUAUUACCCGACAGCUUUGUCUGAUACGGCGCUGCAAACUUUAGAUGUUGCCAUCACUUCCGGAAAACCGAAGAGAAAUUACACUCUGAUGAGGAAUCCCAAAUGGUUGAAUCCGUUACAAUUCGUUAAAGUUGUUUGACUGAAUGGCAGGGCACAUUUACGCAUUUCACUCGAUUAUUACUAACACCCAUGAUGCAAUAAUAACAUGUGUACCUAAUAAACAUUUAUAUCGUGGUUCUCUGUAUAUAUAUACAUACAUGUAUUUCAUUAAUUUAGAAAAGUCGA
Molecule: messenger RNA, 1470 nt
Organism: Agrilus planipennis (emerald ash borer)
Lineage: Eukaryota; Metazoa; Arthropoda; Insecta; Coleoptera; Buprestidae
Product: D-beta-hydroxybutyrate dehydrogenase, mitochondrial
Exons: 5
Coding region: 359-1324 (321 amino acids)
Source: RefSeq, a predicted model, not a curated record